GAAGAAAAUAAUUCACAAAAAAGAAAUAUAAUCUAUGGAAAAAUCACGACGGCCAAUUUAAGAAUUUCAUAUCCACUCCAAUAGUGAUAAAAAGUAAUAAAAGAUUAUCGCUAACUAUAUGAAUUUAUUUAAUUUCAUUCAAUAGCGACUAUCUUAUCAUAUCGGUAUAGAUAUCGACGAACGGCGUGUCGGAUUUUUUUUUUUCAUUUGGCAGAUGUGUUGAGCAAGCCCUAUGGCAUACCGUGUUUAGUUGCAGUUUCUUAGCCAAAAAAGUUUUAGUGGAAUUCGGGUGGUGAAAUCGAAUUGUUUUUGUUUUCAGUUCGUCUCUGAGCGCGCUUGGGGGUGGACGCUAGCGCUGUGCUAUUUUCGUGUACGCAGUUCGCGUUUGUAAAAGUUCGGGAACGUUUAAAAGCGUUGUAAAUUUACUUUCAGUGCUGUGUUUAGUGACAUUGCUUGACUGUACCAGGAUUUAUACCGAUGCUGAACGAUACAGUGAUAUCGAAAGUGCAUCAAAAUGUGAUAAGCGAAGUGCUUCAGUGAUUGAUCUUAGUGAUACGGAAGUUUAACAUGGCGUGGUAUAUAGUGCUAGUGCUGUUGUGUGUGUCGUGUGGUGUUGGAGCUAGUAAUUGUAGAGGGGAAGAGCCGAAGGAGAGGUCGUGUGAGAACCUUUGCGAUGAGCAAGGGCACUGCGCUGUUAGGGCAGCUUUGUUGCUGCCGCGGAAUACGUCGUAUUACGCUUCAUUGACGAUGGUGGAGCCCGCUAUUGAGUUGGCGCUGCAGCAAGAGGUCGUCAAGCAGGCCUUUCCGGACUGGGUGAAGUUCGAGUACAUGAGCUACGACGUGGAGGACUGCGACUCCGCCUACGCAGUCAUCGAGGCUAUAGACGCCUACAAUGAUUGCGCUCACGUCUUCUUUGGGCCGUCUUGUGACUUUGCGCUUGCCGCUGUGGCCCGCAUCGCCAAGUUUCUCGGCAGCACAGGCACUCCCAUGCUCACCACUGGCGGCUUCUCCUUCGACUUCAGCGAGCCGAAGCAAAACUGUAGCUCGGAGUACUACAUGCUUGUACGUGCGGGGACUGUCGGCUUUAAGGACAUAGCCUUCUUUCUGAUCGACGUUAUGAGGCAUUUUGACUGGAAACAACUGCUGCUCAUCAUCGAGCCCGAGGCGCAAGUCAACGUCGCCGGCAUGUCCUCCUGUCACCUCAUGAUGAAGAGCCUAGCAAACUACUUGAAGAAAGAAGACAUUAUCUACACUCCUUGGGAUACAACAUCAGACGCCGGCCGAAAUUACACGGAGAAUCUGAAAACGUAUCUCAACUACCAGUAUACAAUUGUGGUGUUAUGCGCGAACCCCGGCACGGUCCGAGAGAUCAUGUUGGCAGCAGACGAACUAAACAUGGUGUCGUCGGGCGAAUACGUCUUCUUCAACAUCGAGCUGUUUUCCAAUUUAGCCUCAGCGUCGUCUAAACAGCCGUGGAAGGUGGAAGGAGACACCGAUGAGCGCAACGAGCGCGCGCGGCGAGCGUACAGCGCCGUGCUCACCGUCACCAGUCCAGCUCCUGAGAAAGAAGAGUACUUAGAAUUUUCGGAUCAGGUGAAAGAAUUAGCAGCGAAAAAAUACAACUACACUUUUGGCAAAGACGAGGUGGUAUCCACAUUUGUCGCCGCGUUUUACGAUGCUGUACUGCUGUACGCUUUGGCAUUAAACGAUACCUUGAAGCAGUCCCCAGAGCCUAGGGGACGGCUGGACGGGAAGGCGGUCAUUAAUAAUAUGUGGAAUAGAAGUUUUCAAGGUAUCACUGGCGAGGUUAUAAUAGAUAGCAAUGGAGACCGUGUGGCUUCCUACUCACUUCUGGACAUGGAUCCCACUACCAGCAAGUUCCAGGUGGUGGCAACCUAUGUGGCGGCGAACAAGUCUUUGCAGUUCAACCCAGACAGGCCGAUCCACUGGGCGGGCGGGAGCACAGACCCGCCCCGGGACACCCCCGUUUGCGGCUUCGACGGCUCGCUGUGCCCUGACAAGUCGCUCCCCGUAUACGCUAUUCUCAGUAUCGUUCUCAGUUCAGUGGUGGUGAUACUGGCCAUCCUGUCAGUAUUUAUCUACAGACACUACAAGUUGGAAGCCGAGAUCGCCAUGAUGACGUGGCGGGUGAACUGGAGCGAUGUGCUGCAGCCGGGAGCAAGGCUGCGUGGGAGCAUGCACUCGCUGGCACGAAGGUACAGCAGUGGGACGGCGUACUCAGACGAGGCAACGUCAUUGGCCGGCGACCGACAGAUCUACACUCCUUGCGGGCUGUAUAAAAGCUGCAGGGUAGCGCUUAAAAAAGUUGAUAAACAGCGCAUAGACUUAACAAGACCAUUGCUACUCGAAUUGAAGAAAAUGAAAGAUUUAGAACAUGAUCAUUUAGCAAGAUUCUACGGAGCGUGCGUGGAUCCACCCCAUUGUUGUCUGCUGACCGAAUAUUGCCCCAAAGGGUCCUUACAGGACAUUUUGGAGAAUGACACGAUCAAAUUGGAUUGGAUGUUCAAAGUCAGCUUAAUGCAUGACAUCGUCCGGGGCAUGCACUUUCUCCACGGAACCGACAUCAGGUCCCACGGCAACCUCAAAUCCAGCAACUGCGUCGUUGACUCCCGCUUUGUCCUGAAGAUCACCGAUUUUGGUCUACACGCUCUCCGAACCACCGAAAAAGAUCCGUCGGCUCAUAGCUAUUGGACUCGAAUGUUGUGGACCGCUCCUGAACUGCUACGCAUGGAAGACCCACCCCCAGAAGGCACGCAGAAAGGAGACAUAUACUCGUUCGCAAUUAUCAUGCACGAGAUAGUAAACCGGCAGGGCGCAUUUUGGCUGGGGCCCGGUAUAGAAAUGGGUCCGAAAGAAAUAAUCGAGGCCGUAAAAGCCACAGGCCUCCGGCCGAACACGUCCCACCAUCGCUCGUGCGACAUCGACGACGCGCACGACCUCAUGCGGCGCUGCUGGGCCGAAGACCCCAACGAGCGCCCCGUGUUCGCGCACCUGAAGGGCGCCGUCCGUCGCCUCAACAAAUCCCAAGAAAGUAGUAAUAUAUUGGAUAAUCUGCUAUCCCGUAUGGAACAGUACGCUAAUAAUUUAGAAACAUUAGUUAGUGAAAGAACUCAAGAUUAUUUGGAAGAAAAGAAGAAGUGCGAGGAACUUUUAUAUCAGUUGUUACCAAAGUCAGUAGCCUCUCAACUAAUAAAUGGCCAGUCAGUCGUCGCAGAGACGUUCGAACAAGUCACCAUCUACUUCUCCGACAUCGUGGGCUUCACCGCGCUCUCCGCUUCAUCCACGCCGAUGGAAGUCGUGGAUUUACUCAACGAUUUGUACACCUGCUUCGACAGUAUUGUGGAGAAUUAUGACGUUUAUAAGGUGGAGACCAUAGGCGACGCUUACAUGGUAGUGUCAGGACUGCCUGAGCGCAACGGCACGCGGCACGCAUGCGAGGUGGCCCGCAUGGCUCUGGCCCUGCUCAAUGCCGUUCGCCGGUUCCGCAUCAGACACAGACCGCAUGAUCAGUUGAAGCUAAGGAUAGGAUUGCACUCUGGCCCCUGCGUCGCUGGAGUGGUAGGCCUCAAGAUGCCUCGCUACUGCCUCUUCGGAGACACGGUGAACACGGCCUCCCGAAUGGAGUCCAACGGCGAGGCCCUCCGGAUCCACGUCUCGCCGACGACUAAAGCUCUACUGGACACCUUCGGGACAUUCCAGCUGGAGUUGAGAGGAGAGGUUGCUAUGAAGGGAAAAGGAACUCUAGUCACAUAUUGGUUACUGGGAGAGAUAGUCGAUCCGAAUGCGCCGCCUAGAGAAAAACCAUCUCUGCCGAAGCUUCAAACUCAAUCCACUGAAAGUGGAGGGUCUAUUUCACACCUGACUCCAUUCCGACAAAGACUUGAUGGAUCCAGGUCAUCCAGCAGGCGGGGUUCCGGCAUAUUUCAGCAAAGAAACAACGACUUUAUAAAACUAGAAAAAGAAGCGCAGCCACUGUUACAAAAUCUCAAAAUACAAAGACAGCAGUCAGACCCUACCGAACCGGUCGCCAAUGGCGUGACAUCUGCCGAAGAAACGGAUAAACUCAGCGUUUCUAAUUCAAUAUCACUUAAUGUCAACUCUUUAAAUCACAAUUCGGUCAGUCAAAGCGGCCAACCUAAAGUUAAACUGAAGGACUGCCAAAUGAACUCCAUAGGAAAUCAUAAUUCGAAUAAAGUAGGUAAUAAUAACUGGAUACCCAAGCUACCGCAAGCAAGUUCUUUCGACAAUGGCUCCAGGAAGAGUAAUCAUUGCUUAAAAGACUAUAGCAGUGUUCCUUUACUGUCUAAAGCAGAUACACCAAAUGAUUCGAUCGUUUAAGGUUAUCGUGAAUAUUAUGUACUUAAUAAUAUGGCAAUUUAUAUGAGAGAUUUUGAGAAUGUAAGUGUGACUAUUCAAUGUUUUAAAUGUCGGUAGUCAUAGUAUCUCUAUUGUUGAAGUGUGCUCAGUUAUCGUCGUCUCUUACAUUCCUUUACAAGCUUCGUAAGACUAUCCUGCUUGUGAUAUUUCUAAUAUUAUCUUGAAAAUGAACAUCGAAAAGCCAAUUCAUUUUCAUUGUCUGAUGAAUUGUCGAGCUAUCGUAGCAGUAGGUACUUAAAAAUGUAUUUAUUUUCACAGUGUUGACACUAGGCUGUAAAUAUACUUAAGAAUUUAUUUAUUGUAAAUAUUAUAGUAUUAAAUGUAACGUCGUUGUGAUCUUAGCAAAAGGUAUUCUGAAAACCAGUAAUUAUUAAUAGUAAAUGUAGACAAAGUAAAAAUAAACCCUCGAUGUUUUAAAAACGUUAUAGCAAAUAUAAAGAGUGAGAACGA
Molecule: messenger RNA, 4848 nt
Organism: Cydia pomonella (codling moth)
Lineage: Eukaryota; Metazoa; Arthropoda; Insecta; Lepidoptera; Tortricidae
Gene: Gcy
Product: atrial natriuretic peptide receptor 1
Exons: 21
Coding region: 568-4359 (1263 amino acids)
Biological process (GO): cGMP biosynthetic process; intracellular signal transduction; protein phosphorylation
Cellular component (GO): membrane
Molecular function (GO): peptide receptor activity; guanylate cyclase activity; ATP binding
Source: RefSeq, a predicted model, not a curated record